Paramecium tetraurelia is the source of this 417-nucleotide messenger RNA. RefSeq lists its product as uncharacterized. The transcript has 3 exons. Lineage: Eukaryota; Ciliophora; Oligohymenophorea; Peniculida; Parameciidae. The record is from RefSeq and is a predicted model, not a curated record.
AUGGAAAUAUUACACUUGGCAUUACUUGUAGUAAUUUCUAUCAUCUGCUUUAAAAUUGGUCAAGGAGUAGGACAGAAGGAAGUAGAAAAGCAAUAGUCACAAUACAUCCAAUUACAAGAGAAUGAAUAAUUGAUUGAAGAAAUUGAUGAAGAAUAUGUUAAAUAAGUUGAUCAAUAAGAAUAAGAUUUAAAAGAAGCGAUUAAAAAGUUUAAUUAGAUUAAUCAAAGAGAUAAGUAGUUAUAGAAAUAAUUAAACGAUUUAAAAAAUACAUAAACGAAUAAUGCUAAACCCAAAGUUUAAUAAAAUGAAUUACUAAGUGAUAAGGAUUUUGAUAAUUUAUUGGAUGAAGGUUUUGUUGUAGAUUAGGAAAUCAAUGAAACACAAUUAGAUUAAGAUUUAAUUGAAGCUAGUAAAUGA